AUGACCAAGUCCCAGGGCUCACUGUCAUUCAAAGAUGUGGCUGUGGUCUUCACCUGGGAGGAGUGGCAGCUACUGGACCCUGUUCAGAAGAACUUCUACAAAGAUGUCAUGUUGGAGAAUUAUAGCAACCUAGUAUCAGUGGGGUAUGAAGUUCCCAAAGCAGAUACAGUCUUCCAGUUGGAGCAAGGAAAACCAUGGAUAGUAGAGGAAGAAAUCCAGAGUCAAGUUCAUCCAGGUAAGUAAGUGAAAAACGAAACCUAUGGCAGAAAUGGGAGUAAAAACACAGUUGGUCAGU
Molecule: messenger RNA, 295 nt
Organism: Trichechus manatus latirostris (Florida manatee)
Lineage: Eukaryota; Metazoa; Chordata; Mammalia; Sirenia; Trichechidae
Product: zinc finger protein 613-like
Exons: 3
Coding region: 1-243 (80 amino acids)
Biological process (GO): regulation of DNA-templated transcription
Source: RefSeq, a predicted model, not a curated record